AUGUCCUCUCCUCUCAGCCUUGGGGCCUCAGCGGCUUCCUGCGCGGUCGCGGUCUUGCUGUCAAUUCCCCACGGCCACACUCUCAUUACCCGCUUUCGAUGCGACAAGUCGUACACAUUGACCGAUACAGACAGCGACGAUGUUAUUACCACUGGAAAAUAUCCACGGUCGCUGGCGCAGCGCGUCUGUCUUGUUGCGGUUGGCGUUGUAGCGGUUACCACCGCCUUAUGUUCGUUGAUGAGCAGAACAAUCACGAUACCCCAGGUCCUUCAAUGCAUAUCAUGGGUGGUUAUUCUUUUCCAAAAUCUUGUCAUCUUGCGCAGUCGAAAUCCCAUGGACAGGUAUAACCUGGGAUGGUAUACUGCCUUAGCGACUCUCGUAACGGCGAUAUCCGUUUCUUUGCCGUAUGCUCUGGCGCUUUACAAUGGAGAGCAUCUACCUACACCUGGUGCCCAUCAUGCCGCGACAAUUGUCCAGCUCUUGGUGGCGGUGAUUUUGUUCCUCGUCAACCUAUCCCUGCCACGAGGGCCAACAAUCUACCGCGACGGCCGCCCCAUUGACGCCCAAGACUCCGUUUCCUUCCUCAACCGAUACACCUUCUUCUGGGCAUACCGAACAAUGUCGCUCGCGAUGAAAAAAGGAAAGCUGGAUCCGGAAGAUCUCCCGCUCGUUCCUGAAGAGGCCCGCGCACAGACUCUCACCGACAGGUUCCUCUCCGCCGACCCAACGUCUGUCCGGUGGCGCAAGUGGAUGAAGCUUUACUGGCGGCCUGCUGUAUUACAGGUGACUAUCCAGCUUACCGCUGCCGUGGUGGGCUUUUUGCCGAACAUACUGUUGCUCACCAUACUGCGACUAUUCGAGGACCGCGAUGCCGGCGCGGACAAUCAACUUCAACUGUGGUUGACUGCUCUGGGCCUGGGCUCGGCCAUGAUUGCAAACUCGUGGCUGAUCGCUCUCCGAGAUUUUAUCGCUGACUUGAAGAUCUCACUCCCUAUCAACCAGCAGCUCAUUGCUGUCGUAUCGAAGAAAUCGUUGGGCCUGAAGGACGUGGCAGUUCCAGCACGCGAUAACAGCAGCGACGAUAGCGAGGACGAAGAAGAUGACGGCGACGAGAAACCUCCGCAAUCAAAACAUUCCAUCUUGAAUCUCCUUGGCGUUGACGUCGAGAAAGUGUCUGGUUUCAUCGCCUACAGCCAUCUCCUGCUCGACUGCGUAGUCGACUCCAUCCUCACAUCCGCGUUCCUGGUGUAUCUGAUGGGCUGGAAGGCGACAGCGGCUGGCUGCAUUAUCCCGGUCCUCCUGGUACCCUUUUACUACAGCAUAACAAAGCGCUACAGCGAGAAAGAACAAGCCCUGAUGGAGCGCCGCGACGAGAAAUCCGCCUCGCUGACGGAAAUGAUCCACGGGAUCCGGCAGAUCAAGUUCAGCGCCCUCGAGGCAGAAUGGUUCAACAAGAUCCAGAAGCUGCGAGGGAAAGAACUGCGCGAACAAAAGGCCGUCUUUUGGAUGAACAUCGUCCUCAAUGGGAUGUACACGCUUGUUCCAAUUUUCAUGAGCUGCUUCUCUAUUGCAGCUUAUGUUUACCUGAACGGGAGUAUAUCUCCGUCUACUGCCUUUACAGCGCUGUCGCUUUUUGAUACACUGCGGAACACGAUUUGUAUCCUUCCUGAGGUUGUGACUGAGCUUCUGGAUGCGAAGGUUAGUCUAGGGCGGAUUGCAAGAUUCUUGGGCUUGGAGGAUCAUGCCGAUGGGAGGGUGGCUGAUUAUGGAGACGGAAAUGGAAUGACCUUCGACAACGCGACCAUUGCGUGGCCGUCCAAUCGCGAGAAUACAAAAGACGAGGUCGAAGGCGCGGAGACAUUCCUACUCAAGGAACUCAAUCUCAGUUUUCCGUCCCAAGCGCUGAGUAUUAUUUCCGGCCGCAGCGGCGCUGGCAAGUCACUACUCCUUCAAGCACUUAUUGGCGAAGCGGACGUCGUCAAGGGCAAUGUCGUCGUUCCUCUUCCUAAAGCCGAUGCUGGCCCUUCUUCUACAGACGACUGGCUUGUUAGAGGGUCGGUCGCGUACGUCUCUCAAGACCCAUGGAUCGAAAACGCGACGAUUCGUGACUCAAUCUUGUUCGGCCUUCAGUUCAAUCCUGCUCGAUACGAGGAAGUGCUACACGCUUGUGCGCUCCGACCCGAUCUGAAUAUCUUCCCAGAUGGCGAUAAAACCGAUAUUGGCGCCAACGGAAUCAACCUCAGUGGUGGUCAGAAGUGGCGGCUGGCAUUGGCGCGGGCCCUCUACAGCCGAGCAAGCAUUCUCGUGCUUGAUGACAUCUUUAGCGCUGUUGAUGCUCAUGUUGGUCAACAUUUAUACGAGAAUGCAUUGACAGGGAGCUUGGCUGAAGGGAGAACCAGGGUGUUGGCCACGCAUCAUGUGAGGCUAUGUCUGCAGAGCGCUGCAUAUGUUGUCAAAUUGGACAACGGACGCGUUGUUCACGCACGACACCAAGAUACCUCUGAAGAAGUCGCCCCCGAGACUACAGAUAGUUCUCAGGCACCGAGCAGAGCGGGCUCACCAGAUCCAAUUAAGCCAAUCCGCCGAGAAUCAGUUUCAGUUUCAGCGACCAAGAAGUUCUAUGAGGAAGAGAAGCGCGAGACUGGUGUCAUCAAGGCCAAGGUGUACAAUGCAUACAUCGACGCAUCUGGGGGCUAUAGUCCUUGGCUAGUAACAGCAGCCUUCCUGAUUAUCUUGCUUCUGCUCAAUCUCGCGAUCCCUUACUGGGUGUCCAUCUGGACAAGAUCGUACGAGACAGACAGAGAUAAAGGUGACACACUGUUUGCACAAUCCGGCGACAUGAUUGACUUGUCCCCGAUCGCAGUAUCGUCACCUAUCCUUGAUACGCGGCUAAUCUUCUACGGCUCCAUCUACAUUGGUAUUUCGCUUGGCGCCUGGAUUCUGGAGGUAAUCCGCAUCGGCAUUAUCCUCCAUAGCUCGCUCAAGGCAUCCAAGACCAUGUUCGAACAGUUUACCACGACAAUCCUUCACGCGCCAAUGCGUUUUCUGGAUACAACGCCUGUCGGUCAGAUCCUGAACAGAUUCACAUCCGACUUUGGUACCCUAGACUCGGAUAUCGCGCUUGACCUCGCAUACCUGCUCCACGAUGUGACGACGGUCCUAGCUGUGAUUGUCGCCGCCACUGUCACCUCUCCUCUUAUUGUCGGUCUAGGUAUUCUUUCUCUGGGCGCUUCCUGGAUUAUUGGGUACAUCUACGUGACUGGAGCACGCGAAGCGAAGCGACUACAAAGCAUAGCAAAGUCGCCAAUCUUCGACCUAGUCGGCUCGCUCCUAACAGGCCUCCCUACGAUCCGAGCUUUCGGACGCGAGCAGGCGUACCUAAAGCGGAUGUACGAUCUCAUUGACACCUACUGCCAGGCCCUCUGGCACAGAAAGCUCUUCGCUUCAUGGCGGGCGAUUUGGCUCAGCGCGGUUGGAGCUGUAUUCGUCGCCGCCGUAACAAUGACCUUCGUCAGCAUCCGCACCCUCGAUGCCCCUCUCGCCGGCUUCGCCCUUAGCUUUGCACUCGACAUGUCGUCCAACAUCACCUGGCUGUUGUCGCAAUAUGCCUCGCUCGAAAUCGACUCGAACGCCGCGGAGCGCAUCGUCGAGUACACACAACUAGAGCAGGAGCCGCAAUCUGGCACCGAUGUCCCGGCUGGCUGGCCGAAUAGGGGUGAGGUUGAGGUUACGGACCUGACUGUUGCGUAUUCACCGGACCUCCCUCCUGUCCUUAAAAAUCUGAACUUCGUUAUCCCUGCUGGUCAGCGCGUGGGUGUUGUUGGACGGACGGGUGCCGGCAAGUCGAGUUUCGCGAUGACGCUGCUCCGAUGUCUGGAUGUCAGAACGGGAAGCAUUCACAUUGAUGGCGUUGAUAUUGCGGGUAUCAGACUACGUGAUCUGCGUGAGCGCGUGGGCCUCAUCUCGCAAGACCCGGUUGUGUUUGCGGGAAGUGUACGGCAGGUCCUUGAUCCAUUUAAUCAACAUGACGACCGCGAGCUGCUCGUCGCGCUGGAGAAAGUCGGGCUGUCUUCUCCUGCUCAGCCAUUCCUAAUCGAGGACACUGACACUGACACCACUCCAUCCACUCUCUCCUUAACAACCCCCAUAGCAAGCAGCGGCAAAAACCUCUCCCAAGGCCAACGCCAACUCCUCUGCCUCGCGCGCGCACUCGUAUCCCGCCCAAAGACUCUGAUAAUGGACGAAGCAACCGCAAGCAUCGACAUGGAGUCCGACCAGCGGAUCCAGCGCGCGCUACGGGAGGAAGUUUCGGCGUGGGGGUGUACCUUGAUUGUCAUUGCGCACCGGCUGAGUACAAUUGCGGACUUUGAUUGCGUGGUUGUACUUGAGAGGGGUGAGGUUGUGGAGAUGGGUGCUCCGAGGGAUUUAAUGGGAAUUGUGGAUGGGGUGUUUCGGGGGAUGGUGAUGGGGUCUGGUGAGCGGGGGGUGGUGGAGGGGGUGUUUUUUGGGGACGGUAAGUAA
Messenger RNA from Aspergillus mulundensis, 4521 nucleotides. Its product is annotated as putative ABC transporter. Bases 1 to 4521 code for a protein of 1506 amino acids. The transcript is spliced from 2 exons. Lineage: Eukaryota; Fungi; Ascomycota; Eurotiomycetes; Eurotiales; Aspergillaceae. The record is from RefSeq and is a predicted model, not a curated record. Gene Ontology annotation, molecular function: ATP binding; ABC-type transporter activity; ATP hydrolysis activity. Gene Ontology annotation, biological process: transmembrane transport. Gene Ontology annotation, cellular component: membrane.